AAUGUGAUCAUCAUUGAUCGUCUUAGCACAAAACUAGGGAUUUCAUUUUUGCUGGAUAUUCGGUUCAAAUCAAUGGCUGCUCUGCUGCUCGAUCUCUGUUUUUGCAAUUGAUUUAUUUCAAUUCGUUGCAAUAAGCAAUUUGUGAUUGUUUGAGAGUUUAAUUUUUGGAAUUAAUAAAGUUCUACUGACUUAAAUGUUGUUAUUGAAGUUCAAUUAAUGAAGCAAAUGAAGAAGGUAUAAAUUUGUAUUGAUUUUUAUUGACUUGUUGUUACAUUGAAGUGAUUCUGACAGCCGCUGCUUUGCUUCCUGAUCUGAUCCAAGCUUCACUGUUGAAAAAUGGCGGCCUCUGUCAGUGUAGGGGUCGGAUCACUUGUCUGGGUGGAGGAUCCAGUUGAGGCUUGGAUAGAUGGGAAAGUUGUUGAGGCAACUGGUGCAGACAUUAAGGUUGUUUCUACUUCAGGGAAAACGGUUGUUGCCAAGGCAUCAAAUGUAUAUCCGAAAGAUGCUGAAGCACCACCAUGUGGAGUGGAUGAUAUGACGAAAUUGGCUUAUUUGCAUGAACCAGGAGUUUUAAGUAACUUACGAUCGAGAUAUGAUAUUAAUGAGAUAUAUACUUAUACAGGGAGCAUAUUGAUAGCUGUAAACCCUUUCACAAGAUUACCACAUUUGUACGAUAGCCAUAUGAUGGCACAGUAUAAAGGGGCAGGAUUUGGGGAAUUGAGUCCCCAUCCUUUUGCUGUUGCAGAUGCUGCAUACAGAGUUAUGAUGAACGAAGGUAUAAGUCAGUCUAUACUUGUUAGUGGAGAGAGUGGAGCUGGUAAGACUGAAAGUACAAAACAGCUGAUGCGAUAUCUUGCUUACAUGGGAGGUAGAGCUGCUUCAGAGGGAAGAAGUGUCGAACAGAAGGUCCUGGAGUCCAAUCCUGUCUUAGAAGCUUUUGGUAAUGCGAAAACUGUGAGAAACAAUAACUCAAGUCGUUUUGGCAAGUUUGUGGAGAUUCAGUUUGAUCAGAAGGGAAGGAUUUCAGGGGCUGCUAUUAGAACGUACUUACUGGAAAGAUCUCGUGUUUGUCAACUAUCACAUCCCGAAAGGAAUUAUCAUUGCUUCUACAUGCUUUGUGCUGCACCACCAGAGGAUCGUCAAAGAUUCAAAUUGGGAGAUCCAAGGACAUUCCAUUAUUUGAAUCAAUCAAACUGCUACCAGAUUGAUGGUUUAGACGAAGCAAAAGAAUAUAUUGCUACAAGAAAUGCAAUGGAUGUUGUAGGAAUUAAUUCCGAGGAGCAGGAUGCAAUUUUUAGAGUUGUGGCUGCAAUUCUUCAUCUGGGGAACAUAGAAUUUGCAAAAGGAAAGGAAAUAGAUUCAUCUGUUCCCAAAGAUGAAAAAUCUUUGUUCCACCUAAGGACUGCUGCCGAGUUGUUCAUGUGUGAUGUGAAAGCUCUAGAGGAUUGUCUAUGCAAACGUGUAAUUGUAACACGUGAUGAGACCAUCACCAAAUGGUUGGAUCCAGAAUCUGCUGCUGUCAGCAGAGAUGCUUUAGCAAAAAUCGCAUACUCGAGGUUAUUUGACUGGCUCGUAGAUAAGAUCAAUAGUUCAAUUGGUCAGGACUCACGCUCAAAAUACAUAAUUGGAGUACUAGACAUAUACGGAUUUGAGAGUUUCAAGACAAACAGCUUUGAGCAGUUCUGCAUCAACUUGACGAAUGAAAAACUCCAGCAGCAUUUCAAUCAGCAUGUCUUUAAAAUGGAGCAAGAAGAAUAUACAAAAGAAGAAAUUAAUUGGAGCUACAUCGAAUUUAUUGAUAAUCAAGAUAUCCUGGAUCUCAUUGAGAAGAAACCGGGUGGCAUUAUAGCUCUCCUAGACGAGGCUUGUAUGUUUCCUAGGUCAACACAUGAAACAUUCUCGCAAAAGCUGUACCAAACUUUUAAGAACCACAAGCGGUUUGCUAAACCAAAAUUGGCGCGUUCCGACUUCACGAUUUGUCAUUAUGCUGGUGAUGUCACAUAUCAAACUGAGCUGUUCUUGGACAAAAACAAAGAUUAUGUCAUUGCUGAACAUCAGGCUCUAUUAAGCGCUUCCAAAUGUUUCUUUGUCUCAAAUUUGUUCCCAACUUCUUCUGAGGAGUCCUCUAAGUCAUCAAAGUUCUCCUCAAUUGGCACACGAUUUAAGCAACAGCUGCAACAAUUGCUUGAAACAUUGAGCUCAACUGAGCCUCAUUAUAUUCGUUGUGUAAAGCCCAACAAUCUUCUCAAGCCUGCUAUUUUUGAAAAUCAUAAUGUUCUACAGCAACUCCGAUGUGGGGGAGUCUUGGAGGCAAUCAGGAUUAGUUGUGCUGGGUAUCCCACUAGAAAAGCAUUUGAUGAUUUUGUGGAUCGGUUUGGCAUCCUGGCUCCUGAAGUUUUGGAUGGCAGCACGGAUGAAAUUGCUGCUUGCAAGAGGCUUCUGGAGAAAAUUGGACUUGAGGGUUAUCAGAUUGGUAAGACAAAGGUGUUUCUAAGGGCUGGUCAGAUGGCUGAGCUGGAUGCUCGGCGGACUGAGGUCUUAGGAAGGUCAGCUAGUAUUAUUCAAAGGAAAGUCCGUUCUUAUAUGGCCCAAAAAAGUUAUAUGUUGUUGCGCCGGUCUGUUUUGCAAAUUCAAUCUGUCUGCCGAGGACAACUUGCUCGACAAGUUUUUGAGAGCAUGCGCAUAGAAGCGUCUUGUCUGCGGAUUCAGAGGGAGCUGCGGAUGUAUCUUGCUAGGAAGGCUUACAGGGAAGUAUGCUUCUCCGCUGUUGCUAUCCAAACAGGUUUACGGGGAAUGGCUGCACGUAAUGAGCUUCGGGUUAGAAGGCAGACAAAAGCAGCAAUCAUCAUUCAGAGACAUUGUCGCAAGUUCUUAUCCCACUUGCAGUUUGCAAAGUUAAAGAAAGCUGCAAUUGUUACGCAAUGUGCAUGGAGGGGAAAAGUCGCUCGUAGUGAACUUCGGAAGCUUAAGAUGGCUGCAAGAGAAACCGGUGCUUUGCAAGCGGCAAAAAAUAAACUAGAGAAGCAAGUGGAAGAACUGACUUGGCGACUGCAGCUUGAGAAGCGCAUAAGGGCUGACUUGGAAGAAGCCAAAACACAAGAAAAUGGAAAACUACAAUCUGCUUUGCAAGAGAUGGAAGUUCAAUUUAAAGAGACUAAAGAACUGCUUAUGAAGGAACGUGACACUGCCAAAAAGGAAAUUGAAAAAAUCCCACUCAUUCAGGAGGUCCCAGUUGUUGACCAUGAACUCAUGGAUAAGCUUACUGCUGAAAAUCAGAAACUCAAAGCUUUAAUUGGCUCUUUAGAGAAGAAAAUAGGUGAUACCAAGAAAAAAUAUGAAGAGAGUAACAAACUCAGUGAGGAGAGGUUGAAGCAAGCUUUAGAGGCAGAGACAAAGAUUAUUCAGUUAAAGACUGCUAUGCAGAGUCUUCAAGAAAAGGUUUCUGACAUGGCAUCUGAGAACCAGAUUCUUCGACAGCAAGUGUUUUCUUCACCUGGUAAACGUGCGCCGGAAGAUCCACAUACUCCAGACACUAAUCCAAAUGUGCAAAAUGGUCUUCAUGGAAAUGAGGAGCCCCAAACACCUGCUAGGAAUUUGGUGGCUGAAUCUGAUGGCAAGCCUAAGAGACCACCAAUUGAUCGUCAACAUGAGAAUGUAGAUGCCCUCAUUGAAUGUGUUAUGAAAGACACUGGAUUCAGUCAAGGCAAACCUGUUGCAGCAUUUACCAUAUACAAAUGCCUUCUCCAUUGGAAAUCUUUUGAAGCUGAAAGAACUAGUGUGUUUGAUAGGCUUAUUCAGAUGAUUGGUUCAGCAAUCGAGAAUCAAGAUAAUAAUGAGCAUAUGGCAUAUUGGUUAUCAAAUACGUCUACUUUGUUGUUCUUAAUCCAAAGAAGUCUAAAACCUGAUGGUGCAAGUUCAGUUCGGAAACCACCACCUCCAACCUCGAUAUUUGGAAGAAUGACAAUGGGAUUUCGCUCAUCCUCGUCUUCUGUCAGCCUUGCUGCGGCUGCAGCUGCACUUGAGGUUGUUCGGCAGGUUGAAGCCAAAUACCCAGCUUUGCUUUUCAAGCAGCAACUAACAGCAUACGUGGAGAAAAUGUAUGGCAUUAUUCGUGACAGCUUGAAGAAGGAAUUGGGGUCAUUACUUACCUUGUGUAUUCAGGCUCCACGAACAUCCAAGGGAGUGCUAAGAUCUGGACGGUCCUUCGGCAAAGAUUCUCAGUCCAGUCAUUGGCAAGCCAUUGUUGAAUGUCUUGGCACUCUUCUCAGCACAUUGAAAGAAAAUUUUGUGCCUCCCAUAAUUGUUCAGAAGAUAUUUACUCAAAUUUUCUCAUAUAUCAAUGUGCAGCUCUUUAACAGUCUUCUUCUGCGCCGGGAGUGUUGUACCUUCAGCAAUGGGGAAUAUGUGAAAUCUGGGUUAGCAGAGUUGGAGGUAUGGUGUGGUCAGGCAAAAGAAGAGUAUGCAGGCUCAGCUUGGGAUGAACUUAAGCAUAUUAGACAGGCUGUUGGGUUUUUGGUUAUACAUCAGAAGUACAUGAUAUCAUAUGAUGACAUCACCAACGAUCUAUGCCCAAUUCUAAGUGUCCAGCAGUUAUAUAGAAUAUGCACUCUUUAUUGGGAUGACAACUACAACACUCGAAGUGUAUCCCAAGACGUUAUUUCAAGCAUGAGGAUACUUAUGACAGAGGACUCGAACAAUGCUGUCAGCAAUUCCUUUCUUCUAGACGAUAAUUCCAGCAUACCUUUCUCUGUUGAUGACCUCUCUACUUCCCUUAAAGUAAACGAUUUUGCAGACGUAAAACCUGCUGCAGAACUCGUCCAAAAUCCCGCCUUUCUCUUUUUACUCGUAUAGAACGGACCACACCGUAUUCUCAUGUUUUGCCAAGGUAUAGCAUA
Messenger RNA from Cynara cardunculus var. scolymus (artichoke), 4895 nucleotides. Its product is annotated as myosin-6-like. Gene Ontology annotation, biological process: actin filament organization; vesicle transport along actin filament. The transcript is spliced from 39 exons. The record is from RefSeq and is a predicted model, not a curated record. Lineage: Eukaryota; Viridiplantae; Streptophyta; Magnoliopsida; Asterales; Asteraceae. The coding region runs from base 337 to 4851 and encodes 1504 amino acids. Gene Ontology annotation, molecular function: microfilament motor activity; actin filament binding; ATP binding. Gene Ontology annotation, cellular component: actin cytoskeleton; myosin complex; cytoplasm.